Molecule: messenger RNA, 629 nt
Organism: Odobenus rosmarus divergens (Pacific walrus)
Lineage: Eukaryota; Metazoa; Chordata; Mammalia; Carnivora; Odobenidae
Gene: NOL3
Product: nucleolar protein 3 (apoptosis repressor with CARD domain)
Exons: 3
Coding region: 9-629 (206 amino acids)
Biological process (GO): negative regulation of extrinsic apoptotic signaling pathway; negative regulation of release of cytochrome c from mitochondria; negative regulation of intrinsic apoptotic signaling pathway
Cellular component (GO): mitochondrion
Molecular function (GO): death effector domain binding; cysteine-type endopeptidase inhibitor activity involved in apoptotic process; death receptor binding
Source: RefSeq, a predicted model, not a curated record
CCCGCACCAUGGGCAAUGCGCAAGAGCGGCCCUCAGAAACGAUCGAUCGCGAGCGGAAACGCCUGGUGGAGACGCUGCAGGCCGACUCGGGGCUGCUGCUGGAUGCACUGUUGGCGCGGGGCGUGCUCACCGGGCCCGAGUACGAGGCGCUGGACGCGCUGCCGGAUGCCGAGCGCAGGGUGCGCCGCCUGCUGCUGCUGGUGCAGAGCAAGGGCGAGGCCGCCUGCCAGGAGCUGCUGCAUUGCGCCCAGCGGACCACGCGGGCGUCCGACCCCGCCUGGGACUGGCAGCACGUGGGCACCGGCUACCGGGAACGCAGCUACGACACUCCAUGCCCUGGCCACUGGACACCCGAGGCACCUGGCUUGAGGACCACUUGCCCUGAACUGCCCAGAGCUUCAGACUGCGACGAGGCUGGGAUUCCCGGGGGCUCCGAGGCAGUGCAAUCCGGAACGCCCGGGGAACUCAAUCCGGAGCUGGAAGCUGGGGCCUCUGAUGAGGCUGGGCAGGAUUUGGAACCAGAACCAGAGGCAGAGGCAGAACCAGAACCUGAACUGGAGCCAGAUCCCGAACCCGAGCCAGAGCCUGAGGCGGGUGACGAGGCGGAUGAUGAGUCUGAAGAUUCCUGA